GGCUGGGGUCAGGUCUUAUCAUGGCGGCUGAAGAGGCGGAUGUGGAUAUCGAAGGGGACGUGGUGCCAGCGGCGGCACAGUCUGGAAGUAAUGAAAAUACAACAUCUGUUUUACAAGACCACUAUCUUGACUCAUCGUGGAGAACUGAGAAUGGUCUUAUUCCUUGGACUCUGGAUAGCACCAUCAGUGAAGAGAACAGAGCUGUCAUUGAGAAAAUGUUGUUGGAAGAAGAGUAUUAUUUGUCCAAAAAGUCACUUCCAGGAAAAUUCUGGCUUGAUCAAAAGGAAGAUGAUAAAAAAUACAUGAAGAGGGUACACUCUCCUACAAAACCAGCAAGUUACUCAGUAAAGUGGACAAUAGAAGAAAAAGAGCUGUUUGAACAAGGGCUGGCUAAAUUUGGCCGAAGGUGGACCAAAAUUGCAAAGCUAAUUGGAAGUCGCACUGUUUUACAAGUGAAGAGUUACGCCAGACAGUACUUUAAAAAUAAGGUAAAAUCAGAUGGUCCAGAGAAGGAAACACCAAAUCAGAAAAACAGCAGUGGUUUUCAGAUGAAAAAUGAAGAUGAAGGCACAAAGGCAUGGACACCAUCAGGUUUAAGGGGUCGUGCUGAUCCCAACUGGAAUGCUGUAAAAAUUGAAAAGUUAUCUGAUGAUGAAGAAGUAGACAUCACAGAUGAGGCAGAUGAGUUGACUUCUCAAGCUCCCCAAAAGAAUGUUAGCAGUGAUCUCUUGUUAGAUGUCUCUAAAAAUAAAAGUCAUGAAACCAGUAGAGGAGAAUUCAUUGCUUCUGACAGCCAGGAAGAUCCCAUUUCUAAAUCUUCCAAGAAGUAUCUUCAGAAUAUAAACCAAGAUGAGAUGGAAACACUUGCAAGCUCAGGAAAUACAUUUUGGACUGAAAAUCACAGCACCAGUGACCAAAAGUCAGUUGAAUUAUAUGAUCAGAAAUGGAAUAAACUGAUGAAAACCUGUAAUAAGGAUGAUGGAAAUGGAAUAAUAGAUGAUGCCAGGCAGUUACCUUCUCCAGAGCCUUGUGAAGUUCAGAAAGACUUGAGUGAUAAUGAAUUGCUUUUUCAUUCUUCCUGCCAAAUGGAGGAGGAGAGCCAUGAGGAAGAAGAGCUUAAGCCACCAGAACAAGAAAUAGAAAUUGAUAGAAAUAUCAUUCAAGAGGAAGAAAAACAAGCAAUUCCUGAGUUUUUUGAGGGACGCCAAGCUAAAACACCAGAACGCUAUUUGAAAAUUAGGAAUUAUAUUUUGGACCAGUGGGAGAUAUGCAAACCGAAAUACUUAAAUAAGACCUCAGUACGUCCUGGCCUGAAGAACUGUGGGGAUGUUAAUUGUAUUGGACGGAUUCAUACAUACCUCGAGUUGAUAGGAGCAAUCAAUUUUGGAUGUGAACAGGCUGUAUACAACAGGCCACAGCCAGUUGAUAAAGUACGAAUCAGAGACAGAAAAGACACAGUAGAAGCAUACCAACUUGCCCAGCGGCUGCAGUCUAUGCGCACAAGGAGACGUAGGGUCCGAGACCCAUGGGGAAAUUGGUGUGAUGCAAAAGAGUUAGAAGGACAAACGUUUGAGCAUCUCUCUGCUGAGGAGUUGGCAAGAAGAAGAGAAGAGGAAAAAUGCAAACCUGGUAAAUCUUCAAAAGUGCCAAGGCCAACAAAAAGCUCAUUCGAUCCCUUCCAACUGAUACCUUGUAAUUUUUUCAGUGAAGAAAAGCAGGAGCCAUUUCAGGUGAAAGUGGCUUCAGAAGCACUUUUAAUAAUGGAUUUGCAUGCUCAUGUUUCUAUGGCAGAAGUGAUUGGUCUGUUAGGAGGAAGAUACUCAGAAGUUGAUAAGAUAGUCGAGGUCUGUGCAGCAGAACCAUGUAACAGUCUGAGUACAGGACUACAGUGUGAGAUGGAUCCUGUCUCACAAACACAAGCCUCGGAAACCUUGGCUGUCAGGGGCUAUAGUGUUAUUGGAUGGUAUCAUUCUCAUCCUGCCUUUGAUCCUAAUCCUUCCUUACGAGAUAUUGACACUCAAGCCAAAUACCAGAGUUACUUCUCCAGAGGCGGUGCAAAGUUCAUUGGAAUGAUUGUUAGUCCUUAUAAUAGAAAUAAUCCUUUACCUUAUUCUCAGAUUACCUGCCUGGUUAUAAGUGAUGAAAUUAGCCAAGAUGGCUCUUAUCGUUUACCUUAUAAAUUUGAAGUACAACAGAUGUUAGAAGAACCUCGGUGGGGAUUAGUGCUUGAAAAGACAAAAUGGAUAAUAGAAAAAUACGGGCUAUCCCGGAGCAGUGUCCCCAUGGAUAAAAUCUUUCGCCGGGAUUCUGACCUGACUUGUUUGCAGAAACUUUUGGAGUGUCUGAGGAAAACUCUGAGCAAAGUGGCCAAUUGCUUCAUUGCUGAAGAAUUCUUGACUCAAAUAGAAAAUUUAUUCCUUUCCAAUUACAAAAGCCAGCCAGAGAACGGAGUGGCCGAAGAGAAGUGCACUGUGGAGCCAAAGGCGCUAUUAACGUGACUAUUUUAAAUUCACGAAAGCCAAAUUUUGCCACAUAAACCAUGUGACAAGAAAGAGACACAGACUUGGACUUGUUUUCAUAUGUGGUGCUCAGUCCUCCUCUGCGGGUCAGCAGGGUGUGGACUGAAGGGCGGCCUCCCUGCUGUCUUCAGGUUGAUAAGUACACUGUGUCUCAGAUUUUUAUUUCCCCCUGAACUAGUCAUUCCAGUUUUGCUACCUGUGUCUCAUGAGGAGCACUUCCAUUCUUUUCAUGUGUUUUGGUGAGGCUUGUUUAUGGUUGCAAAUGAGAUUCGGGUGGGUGGUCACAGUGGUAAUUAACAGGGUUGAGAAGUGCUGGUUUAAUGAAUCUAAGGACAUGCUGUGGGAGGCCAGGGGAGGCAUCAGGAGAAAAUCUUCAAAACAGACAAGAGAUCUAAAGGAGAGAAUCAAAAUACCAGUUUUUUAAUUACAGAUAUUUGCUUCCAUUUUAUUGUAUAACAACACUACUAUAGCAUAUACCAUUUUUUCAGCUGAAACAUUUUGUAUGGAUUUCAGAUACAUAACAUAAUAAGCUUCAACUAUAGGUCCACUUAUGU
This is a messenger RNA of Kogia breviceps (pygmy sperm whale), 3073 nucleotides long. RefSeq names its product Myb like, SWIRM and MPN domains 1 (gene MYSM1). Gene Ontology annotation, molecular function: protein binding; metallopeptidase activity. Lineage: Eukaryota; Metazoa; Chordata; Mammalia; Artiodactyla; Physeteridae. The record is from RefSeq and is a predicted model, not a curated record.